GAGGUAAAAAGGCCAACGAGAGCCCAUCAUAAAAUGGAACAAACCAAGUCUCUGAUUAGAAGAGAGGAUUCUAUAGCGGUAUAAUCGUGGUGGUGGUGAUUUUUGGGAAUUUUGAAGAGCCGUUAAACCCUAGAACGGACGGAGAAGAAAACCCUAGACCGGCGAAGAAGAUAAAUCAGAUUCGAUGUCGGAUAAUAAAGACCGUGAUUCCGAUUCCGAUGCUCCGGAGGAAUUAACCCAGGAGCAGGCGAAGCUGGAAGAGGAAGCACUGUGGAAAAUACAGAGAGAGAAUAAGAAUAGGGUUUCCCGUGAGAAGAAAGAGAGGCGCAAGCUUAUGGCAGAGCAAGUAACUCUCCGAAAAUCUCGAAAGAUUGAAAUAAUUGAGGAUGUAGUAGAAGAAGAAGAACCUGAGGAAAACUCUGAAGCUCUUGCAAACAAGGGAUUCCUUUCCAAAGACAUCAUAGACUUUCUUGCGGAGCGAGAAAAACAAAAAGCUGAGUCAGAUUCUGAAGAAGAAGAGAUCAUAGACGAACUCCCAAGAAAGAAAAAGCAAAAAAGCUCAGGGAUCGAAACGGUUAUUUACAAGGAGAUUCCACCACCAGAAUGCUUGAAAACCGGGUUAGAUUUCUUGAAGAUGAGGAGAGCGCAAGUCCCCAGAUCGUCUUCAGUCAUCAAGAACUCCGGCCAAGCUCUCCGACUUGCCACCGGUGCUGCUUUAGCCAAGAAACAGCGACAGAGAAAGUGAAAAUUAAGAUGUAAAAUUUUCAUGUGGGCUCAAUUCCAUAACAUUUUUGUUUUAGUUAGCCUUUUUGGCUACUUCUGCUGCUACCUACAUGUAUCAGAUAUUUAUUUAUUACUAAUAUUGUUCAAACGCUCUCAACACAAAACUCUUUAUGAAAUACAUCAACGUGAAGG
This is a messenger RNA of Arabidopsis thaliana (thale cress), 915 nucleotides long. Its product is annotated as UDP-N-acetylmuramoyl-L-alanyl-D-glutamate-2, 6-diaminopimelate ligase. Lineage: Eukaryota; Viridiplantae; Streptophyta; Magnoliopsida; Brassicales; Brassicaceae. The transcript is spliced from 5 exons. The record is from RefSeq and is marked reviewed. The coding region runs from base 185 to 745 and encodes 186 amino acids.